This is a messenger RNA of Lagopus muta (rock ptarmigan), 12298 nucleotides long. It is a transcript of the gene RAP2B, whose product is annotated as RAP2B, member of RAS oncogene family. The transcript is spliced from 2 exons. Gene Ontology annotation, biological process: Rap protein signal transduction; negative regulation of cell migration. Gene Ontology annotation, molecular function: GTP binding; GTPase activity; GDP binding. Gene Ontology annotation, cellular component: plasma membrane. The record is from RefSeq and is a predicted model, not a curated record. Bases 130 to 681 code for a protein of 183 amino acids. Lineage: Eukaryota; Metazoa; Chordata; Aves; Galliformes; Phasianidae.
GCGGCUCCGCGAGGCGCGGCCGCCCCUUCUCCGCCCCGGCGCCGGAGAGCGGCCGGCGGGAGCGGCCCUCCUUCCCUCCGCGAGGGCGGGCGGAGAGCGGCGGCGCCGCGCGGGAGGCGCUCCGGAGCCAUGCGGGAGUACAAGGUGGUGGUGCUGGGCUCGGGCGGCGUGGGCAAGUCCGCCCUCACCGUGCAGUUCGUCACCGGCUCGUUCAUCGAGAAGUACGACCCCACCAUCGAGGACUUCUACCGCAAGGAGAUCGAGGUGGACUCCUCGCCGUCCGUGCUGGAGAUCCUGGACACGGCGGGCACCGAGCAGUUCGCCUCCAUGCGGGACCUCUACAUCAAGAACGGGCAGGGCUUCAUCCUGGUGUACAGCCUGGUGAACCAGCAGAGCUUCCAGGACAUAAAGCCCAUGCGGGACCAGAUCAUCCGCGUCAAGCGGUACGAGCGGGUGCCCAUGAUCCUGGUGGGCAACAAGGUGGACCUGGAGGGCGAGCGGGAGGUGUCCUUCGGGGAGGGCAAGGCGCUGGCCGAGGAGUGGAGCUGCCCCUUCAUGGAGACCUCGGCCAAGCACAAAGCCUCGGUGGACGAGCUGUUCGCCGAGAUCGUCCGCCAGAUGAACUACGCCGCGCAGCCCGGCGGGGACGAGCCCUGCUGCGCCGCCUGCGCCAUCCUCUGAGCGCCCGCGGGGACGGACGCGGCCCCGCACCGCCCGGGCCGGGCACGGGGCGCCGCCUCCCGCCCGCCCCGCCGCGCUGCUCCGCUCCGGGCCGCGGCCGUAACGGGGUCGGCCGGGCGCCCCGACACGCUAUGCAAGGUGGAGCGCGGCGCGGGGAGCGGCGCGUCCACCCGGACCGGGACCGGACGGAGCGCGGGGCGGCGCGACCGCCUGUGAAAGGAUUCCCUAUUUUGUUGACCUGCUGUAUCCCGGGGGGUCCGCAGGAGAUUGGCAGGGCGUUAUUUUUUAAUGGUUCUUUUUUUUGCGAUCAGCUGUGAAAACGUUACAAGUCUGCACAAUGUUUAGGUGUGCGUGCGUGUGUGAUUUCGUUAUUUUAUCCCCCCCUCCGGUGGGUGAGAGGGGCGUUCCUUCCUUCCCGGGCUCUGUCUGGGUCGGCGCUGCCCGCAGUGCCCCGCUCCGAGCGGCACGGCCCCCCCGCACCCCGUGCCCGCAGUGCCUUCCCCGCACCCCGUGCCGGCCGGUGCCAACCUGUGGGCGCCGCAGAAUCCCCUUCUCUGCCACUCGGAACCCACACGCAGUUCCCUCUCAGUAAUCGUGCCGAACAGGCCAGGACAAAAGGGCCCAUUGUUGGUGGGAUUUAUUUCUUGUUUCCACCCGAGCCUUUUAGCUGUAAUUUCCACGUCUUGCAAGUUUGGCCUUCAUUUACUUCAAAUUUGUGAGAAUUCAGCAUUUUGGGACUUGGUGGGCUUUUUUUUCCGCCUCCUUCUUUGUGUUUUAUGAUGAUUGUUGUGUGGGGUGAACCUCCAGCCAGCAGCGGAAGAAAUCUCAACAUUGCGACGUACCAAGAAAAUUCUAACACCUGUCCUUUUGAUUCCAGACUUGCAGUUAAGAGAUGUCUAUCCAUUUUAAGAAUUUUAAUACAAAUGCUGUUUUUUAGAAAACAACUUUGUGCGCUUCUGUGUACUACGUGGAACAAACGUUAAUUGUUAAAGGUUAAUUACAUCGGCUGUUAAUCCUGGUUCAUAGCAUAGUCACAGUAAGAAGGGUGUGAGGGGCUUCAUUUAGCUGAGGAUGGUGUUUAAACAAAACGGCCAAAUGCCGAAGCCCAAGAUGACUGAAUUGCCAGUGGAACAGUAAGACAGAAUUUCACUUGCGUUUGGGUCCCAGUGAAGGCAGCAGGCGCGGAGCGCUGCGCUCAGCGGGCAGCUGUAGGAAGCCCUGUGCUGUAACAGCAGUGUCUCAGAAGGUUAGCACCCUGUUCUUCGCUAUGGGCGGCCUGGUUUGGUAGAGCAAGAGUCUGAAAGUCAGUUAUUUGUGACAUCUCCGCUUUUCAUCUCUUUGCAUUUUAAUGCCUGGAAAUUGUGGUUUCCUGAUUUGAAGAGGGAGCGGGGUGGGAGGACGCUGUACCUUCAGUGAGCUGGGGCACCUGGGCUUUGCUGAUCUCUUUUACCUUUCUCUCUUAGCUCCUCUUCAAAGACUAGCACACAAAAAGUGCAGCUUUCUCUCCCUGCCGAGAAAACUUGAAAUUGUCUUACUGGAUGAAAGCAGAAAUUGAGCAGUGCUGCAUGAAGGGUUUUUAGUUAGGCCGGCGCGAUCUGGCUGCCUCGAUGCCCAACAUUGAUCUGAUCAUUUCUUCUUUUAAGUAGGAAAGCUUUCUGCUUCAGCGCUGGCAGAAGUGGCUUUUGUUAAAUUCACCCCAAUGAUUGACAUUAAAAUUACAAUAUUAUGUUUUAGUUGAAGAUCGGGUAUUGAUUUUAGCAGCAUCCAAUACCUACUAAAAAAUUGGAUGCCGAGUAUUAGGGGCUUCUUUUAACAGGAAUGAUGCAUUGGAAAGAAAGCUUGACUGCAGGCAUAUCUUGCACUGAAGUUUACAGAAGAAAAUUUGCCAUAAAUUCACAUCUCAGCUAUUGCGAUGGUCAACGUUUGCCUUAAAUUCAGUGAGACUGUGUAGUGUUCAGCACCUAACCGGCCUCGUGCCAGAUCGAUGUAUUGAAAGCAAGUCGUUCAGCUUGGUAAAAGCAGUUCUCUGCAGCAGACAGCAGAUCUGUCAUGUUUCGUAGUGCCUCCUGUUUUCCUGUUGCCCGUGUUGUGAUUGAGGAAUGAUGUACAAAUGGAUGUUAGCAGCAUACGGUGGGACGCAGAGUCCCGUGUUCCUUAGCCUGGCAGAGCAGCUGAAGGCAACUAAGGAAACUCUGGACCGUGCUGGCUUUUUUUGUAGCUCUACUCUUAAUUCUUGCCAAAAAGGGGUGUUCGUCAAACGGCGAAGGAUUAGAGAAACCAUGGCGUGGGUCUGACGGAGUUCUGAAUGUAUUGAGGUGUUCAGUGUUCUCUAUGCCUUGGUGAGGACAGCACAAAAGUAGAACUCAGUGUUUGAUCUUCCAAAUCCUCUGAAGUGUUCUGGUGCUUGUUAAACAUAGGCCUUGUCUAUCAAGUAGAAACAAAAUCACACUGCUUUAACUUGACUGAAUAAUGAAAGCUAUAUUUGCUUCUACACUAGAAAAAAAAUGUUGUAUCAAUAUGAAGGUACUCUUUUAUUCCUUUUCCCUGUGGGAAUAUGUUAUACCAGUGUCAAUACAAAGGUGGUAUAUAGUUCUUUUCACAGUGAGAAUUGCAAAAAUGUAAUCGAUUUGGAAGAAAAAUUACAUUCCCAGCCAGAAUACUUCCUGACAGUGCAGAAAUUGUAUAAACAAGGCCUUGGUUUAAGGCUGGUCUUAUGACCACAUAUUUUGCUGUACAUAAUGAUGGUAUUUUUAAAAAUCCAAGCUUGUUCUAUCGCCAGAAAGCAUGCCUUUGAAAUCCCAGUCUCUGUGAUUGUAACCAUGCCGUAUUCCGGACUUCGUUGCAAAUACAAGUGUGGUUCUUCCCAACCCCGUGCUCAGGCUCUGUUGAUGUGUGCAGUUCUGAGGGCGGUGCUCAGUGCUCUGGCUGCGGGACUCCUGGAGGUUCUGCUGCUCUCAAAAGAAUGUGUGGCAGGCUUUUGUCAAAGAGCAUUUAUUUUCAAUAAAGGGCAGCUGGCUCUUUGUGACUUCUUCAUCUGGAUCCUCCUCGCGUGCAGGUGUUGCUGAGUUUCGCGUUUCCUCGAGGAGUGACAAAAUGCAAGAGCUUCCAUUUUCUCCAAGAGCUUUGUGUGAAAAGGAGCGGCGUCCUUGAAUCCUCUGCCGUUCAGAGUAAUGGCAGCUCCCCUGGACGGCCAUGGGAAGCGUUUGGAGCAGCGUGCCAUUAGGAGCCCUGUGACUCACAUGAGUAGAGCAGGCAGCCUGGGAGCCUUCGUGGCAGAGCUUUGCUGUACCCUGGAGGAGUGCUGCCAUCAGCGCCUGUCCGUGGGCUGAAGAGAGACUGCUUUGGAAGCAAGGAUGUGUGUGCGCUGUGUCAAAGGUGGGAUGGUCUUCAGUAAUGGCCUUCACAGCCCAGAGCCUCGUCAGCAGCAUUUAUAGCUUCGUACAGAACGUCUACGUCAAAAAGGCUCUUCUGUCAUAUUGCUGUAACAUCGUGGUCUGAAAUCUCAUUUUUUAGGAAUUCAGCAUCUGCCUGACUCCUAAAAUCUUUUAUUUGGAAGUGAGGAACUCUGACAAACAUAUGCACACAUAUGAGAGUGAUGAAAUAGCAAUGGUUCAAACGGUUAAAGGUGCCUGAGUGAGCUGAGCCCAGACACCUGGGGUGCAGCACUGGGCCGCCUUGGUUUGGCUUUAACUACUCCUCACACUGUGCCAGUCUGUAAUGGAGAAACUCUCUGUGUUUCCCAAGGAAGAGUGGUUGUGUGUGGUGUGUGCUUGUGUGUUUCUUCUGACAUGGCUGGAGUCAAAACUCUCAUCCUUAGCACCAGCAACCUCAGCCUCUGUGGUCUCCGUGCUGCACACUGUCACUACUGCACGGAGAAAACACGCAGUGAAACCUGAACUGCUCGAGAGAUGCUGCCAUUAAAAUUUCUCUGUAGCAGUCUUAUUUUUGGGGGGUAUGAGUACUCUAACCAAAACAUUGGGUGCUGAUAUAAUAUUGUUGAUGCCAAGCGUGGUGAUUCAAGUAGAUGACAUACUGUGCAAAAACCAAACACUAUAGAUAAAUACUUAAUCUGCAAAAUCUAACGUGUCUUAGAUCCUAUCUAAAAGACUGUAAAAUUAGAAGUGAAUUAACUAGAACUUGUAAGCUGUUCAAGUAAGUCUUAAAAGAUUGGAAGCAGCUGUUGUGCAGUAACUUUAAUAUCUCCACAGCAUCUGGGUCUUUGGGAAGUUUGGGCUCAGACCAGGCUAAGUGGUCCGGAGUCCAAAGCUUUGUUUUGACAAUCUGGGCAGAGGGAGGUUUUUAGAGAGUGUCAGACAUGUAACUUCAGCUUUAGUGAUUUAAGAAAACAUUUUACUUCUACAGAAUUCUUUGGUUUUGAGGGAACAUUAUAAAAAGUGCCUAAUGAAUAGAUCUAAAGUCCAGGUAAUGAAUUUCAGAUGUUUCUGCUGCAAGAAAUCCCUUGGCAAACAGUCUGAUCAGUGACGCUGAUUUUGGUGGUGUAUGGGAGCUGCUGAAUCACGGCCUGAGCCUCUGAUUGACCACCUGAGGUGAGCCGUGAGUCAGUCCUGGGAGCACAGGUGAAGGCAAUUCUCCUGUGCUGGGCUGCGCCUCUCCUAGAGCCCAUUUAAGAGCUGACUGCCACUGGGGAAGGGUCUCUCUUGGAGAUUGCUCCUCCUGGAGUCUUCUCAGCGAGCCCAGGACGAGGGUAAGCUUUUCAUCCAUUCUUCUGUGGUGUGAUAAUCUGUUUAUCCAAACUUUUCUGUUAAUUUCUUAAUUAUAACAUCUGUAUAUUCAUUGUUUAUACAGGUGGGUUGUUGCCUUUUUAUGUUAUGGCACUAGGAUGCAAUGGGAUGCUUGAGGUUAUUUGUGAGGAUGGUCGUUAAUCAGCUUUCAGGGAAAAACAACCCACCAAAGAAGUGUUUUCCCUUUGAGUUGGGAAUUGAGAAAGGUGCAGGCCAGCAUUUGUAUCGGUAUUCCUUUGCCAGUUUCUCUCUGGUAUGUCAGUGUUAUACUUUGUUUCUACCAUGCUACUGUGAAACCAAUUAAAUAAUUAGUGUGAAUACCUACAGAUUCAUGUUAUUUUGCUAGAGUUACAGGUAAGACCGUAAGCACUGAGCUGCAGGUGUAUGCCUGCAUUUGACCUGCUGUUAUUAAUAGGCAGGAUUAGCAGAUAUGGGCACCAGUGUGGGUGUUUGGAAAGAAGUCUCAGUUUUGCCAUUAAAAGUUCUGCACUGCAGGUGUUCCUGAGGCACACGGCUGUCGGUGAGCUGCGUGCCCACUUGUGUUCUGCAGAGUGAGGGCAGGCAGCAGGAGGUGCAUGUCCAGGGGCAGGAGCACGGUGCAUCCUUACUUGCAGCCAGCAUUUCAGUUCCUCGCCUUCUUGCUGUCUCCAGGCAGCUUACAGCACCUGUGCCGUGAGGAGGGGUGAGGCCUGGCCUGCUGGCUGUCAGGUGCCCCCUCGCCCUGUGGAGUGCCAUGCCCUGCUUCUGGCUCCCUGCUUCAGUGUGCAAUUCCUGUAUACUUGUAGCACUCCUGUUCUGCUUUCCACACCUCCAUUUUUGCACUGCGUGUUUUGUCAAAGCAUCACCUCUGGUCUGGGUGCGCUGAUUUCUCCUGAGGUUUUCAGACUGGAGUUGCAGUACCAAAUGAAAUAAAGGAAGAAGAUGGAGAGAGUGUAAGGAUGCUGCAGAAAUGUUUCUUGCAAGAGGAUGUGACCUUUUUCCUAUAAGACAGAGGCAAACAUUGGAAGCCAAUUUUUCAAUGAAUGUCUAGCAGAGAUCUUAGUUUAAUUAAGCCUUAUGCUUAAUUCAGAAGACACACUUAAGAGCACUUUGAGUUGGAGGCAGAGCACUUGGAUGAUUUCAGAGAAUUAUCUUUGCCACUUUCACCACCUGGUACACGUGCUCUGUAUUUGCUUUUGUGUGUCCAGAGAGCUGGCAUGCAAGAGAGGUCUUGCAUAGGUAUCCUGACAGUGCUUUUCAUAUGUGCAUUCUAUGGAUGGAUUCUGGGGGUGAAAGCAGAAUCUUUCUGUUUUUUUUUUUUGUUUUUUUUUUUUUUGUGUAUUGUUUUUAAGAAACUGAUGUGACUUCUGUUAAAUUCCUCAGCUGCGUUGUGUUUCUGCCCCUGCACGUCACGGCCGGCGUGCUGGAGAGGCCUAUUUCUUUAGAAAUCUGGAGGUGAUCAGAAGUCGCACGUGUGCUUUUUUUCAGGCCCGUAACAAAAGUCAGUUUGAGGAUUGUUGUAUGUGUGUGUCCAUGAUGACCUGUGCGCUGAACAGUCUCCUCCUGUGCGUUCCUGUGAGGCAGGUGUACGUGACCAAGGGCUAGCAGUGUUGGGCCUGUAGAACACGGCCUGGGGAGGACAGGGAUCUCAGGUUUGUGGUGUGAGACAGGAGCAUGCCUGCAGGCACAGGGUGCUCUGGGAGAGAACUGCUUGAAAUUUUCUGUUUCAUGGGUAAAAUAAUAGCCUUCUGUUAGUGUCUGCCAUGGGCACAGUGGCUCCUAACCUUCAGAUUUAUUUCUCUUUUUCCUCCCUGCCUCCUGGGCGAGUCUGUACUUCCCUGCUCUGGGCUGCAUGCAGCCAUACCCGCGCAGCUUGGGCUGACCUCUGAUUUCAUGUCUUGUAACCUAUUGGGCACAAAACACACAUUUGUAAAGGCUGAAAUUCUGGAUUAAAUGUGCACGGUCUUUGGAAGGCCAUCUGAUGUCCCUGUGUGUUGUUACCGAGCAGUAGCAGCAUCUGUUGCACUACACAAGUUCAUGAAAGCAUCCAUUUUAAAGCGAGUAGAUGUCAAAUUGGUGAUGUGCUAAACAGUUAUUUUUCUAAAUCAUAUGUUUUCCCAGCCCAAAUCUCAAAGAGGUGCUGAGGGGCUGUUGGGCUGUUCUAAGAGCUGAUAUGUAUGUCAUGCAGUUCAUAAGACCUUGUGAACAUCUGCUGUGGAUUUCAUUGGUUCUGAGUGGAUUCAAAACUGUGAAGAAAGUUUGUGCAGCUGGUUUUAUGCACCAGGGGUGAUGUGGCACCAGGUCUUCCUAGCUUCUGCACGCUAUAGCUCACCAAAAUCUCUGCUAACCUGGGUGGCACUUGGCGAUGGUCGCAGUGUGACUCAGCUGGGAGCCGUGUGUAUUUAAGUAUUACAUUUGUGAUAGUUUUAUUCCGUGGAUGAACUGUGGUGAUGCUACAUACCUCAAUUCGGUAUUGGGAGUUUCCUGCCAAGUUUACUUGAUGAUUAACGGAGUUAAGAUGAAAGCAUGCUAAUGAAGUACUUGAGUAAUUAAGUUUCUAAUACUUGAGAUCUUGAUUUCCAGUCUCUUUUGAAUACUCACCUGCAUUCCAGACUGGCUGUUCUUCUGUUGGGUUCCUUGUUUCAAAUACUGUGUUUCCCUUAGUAUGGGUUCUGAUUUUUCUUUAGCUGUUGGAUCUUUUGCGUUUUUCUUAAACCACAGGAAAAAACAGGGAGAAGAUUUGCAUUAGAAUUACUGUACAUCAUGAGCUGCCUAGAUUCCAGCAAUACGUGCCCUACGUUUUAUGCAUUUUUGCCAUGAAAACAAGGAGAAUACUGUAUAUGUAAGGUAUUUCCAAGGCUGGGACUUUCAGCAGAGAAACAGCUUGAAAAAAUUGAUUUACCAAAGAAUCAGGUCAGUCUGGUGGAGUGAACUAGAAUGCUCAUAGGUGCUUUGGUAUUCAUUUACUUACAGAAUUACUCUGCUAAAACCCUUGAGCAAAAGUCACAGAUUUCUAAGCAUAAAUAUUUAUGUAUGCAUACGAAGUUGUAUCUGGUAUCCACAAUUUGGGAAAUGUCCAGAUUUUUCUACUCUGGGCAUAGAAAACCAGGAAUAAGGUGCCUACAAGCACUGAAUGUUAGAGUAGUAGCAUAGAAAUAUAGGCAUGUAUUUAUACAGCCAGUUAGGAGCAACAAAACAGAGUCCUCUUGUUCCUUUUCAGGCAUUUUUGGCCUGGCACAAAUUAAUUUUCAGCAUUCCUAAGCCAGAAAAUCACAGCGGUUGUUCGGUGUGUGCAGCCUUGCACCAGCUGCAGGGGUGGCAACCAGUUAAACUAGUUGGAAGUGUCUGUGGUCAGUGCUGUCUGUGGAUGAACCUUCUAGCUCGUGUCUCACUGCUGCAUUGCUCGUGAUAAGUAAAUUGAAACCAAACCUGCCUUGACAGAAACACUAAGAGUUCGAGGAUGGGCAUUCUUGCAUUCCCUGGAGACUUUGUGAUUAAUUGGAAUUGCUCAAUGUGCAACUGGUCAUAGCUUGUUUCAGGUGUUGGUGAGAUGCUGACUUCCUGUAUCAGUCACUCAGGGGUUUUCAGCACUUAUUUAACAGAAAUUAAUUGAUGGGUAACCGGAGUUCACUUGGCAAGUGUGUUUGUGCAUACUGAUACAAAGACAUAAUUGUAAUAUUCCAGGAUGUAAACAGACCAAAGUGACACGUUCAGUGCCCUGGCUGUCUACAGCGGAUACAGUGGAACUUCUAAUGUAACUUCAGUGAUGUGUUGGUGGACACUGUUAGGAAUCCUAAGUAAUUCUGCAGGGUUUUGAAGCCCAGUUUGUUCUAAAUUGUGUGGUCAGUUUGAGAAAGAGCAUGUAAAAAACAAACAAACAAAAAAAAAGCCCACUGAAAUAUACUUUAAAAAUAACAUUGUUCUCUAAUCAUAGAAUGGCCUAGGUUGAAAAGGACCACAAUGAUCCGUCUAGUUUCAACCCCCUGCUAUGUGCAGGGUUGCCAAUCACCAGACUGGGCCGCCCAGAGCAUCCAGCCUGGCCUUGGAUGUCUCCAGGGAUGGGGCAUCCACAACCUGAGCAGUAACCCUUUAAAAGAGUUCUGGGUUCUUACUGCACAUGAAGUCCCUCUGACAGUAAAUGAGCUAGACGUUUUGACCACACAGCUUUCAGAAGAUGUCGCAGAUCCCCAGCAGAGCAGUGGUGCAGGGGCACAGGCUGCCCGCGGUGCUGGGCUCCUCGCACCUGGGUGUGCUCAGGAGGGCAGGGAUGGGCGCUGAGGGAGGUGGGCACAGGGUGCUGGGCUGGGGAUCUUAUGGGUCUUUUCCAAUUGUAAGUAUUCUGUGAUUCUUUGAUCUGACUGAGGCUCUUCGUCCCUGAGAGCGGCGCUCACCUGCUCAGUGAGGGCACUGGCAGCGCCUUCAGCCACACCAUGGGGAGUGGGGAGGACGCGGCUGUGCCUCCUGCCUGCGCUGCCCCCACUCAAAUGAGUCUGUUUCUUUUUUGUCUCGCUGCUCCUGAAUAUCUGCUUCAAAGAGGAUUUCUUUAUUGCUCUCCUUUACUCUUGGGAAGGAAGAAGGGAGUGAAAAGAGCCUCGUGUGGGGCGCAGGGAGCUCAUAGUAAGCAUUACUAUGAGCAUUAAAUGCAUUAUUGAGGAGGCUUAAUUGAAUGCCUUCCCCUGUGACUUUAGCUGGAUUUUCAGAUGUCUGAAAUGCAGCUUUCUAUAAACCUUUGUGGGUUUUUCUCAAAUUGAAGUCAUACUGGGGUAGUAUAAAUUGUGAAAUGCCAACUUAAAAUGGCAAAAGGUUGAUAGAAAGUAAAUUUGAUGCAUUUGUUUCUUUCCAUUCUAUUGGGAUUUAUAGUAAUUGUUCAGUGAGGUUUGUUCAUGCCUGUUGUUCACGUUCAUUAGGCAACCUUUUAUCCUUGCAGUGUUAUCUAAUCCAAUGUGCUGUGCAGAGGUGCUGUGUGCUGGCAGGCUGGGGGCUGAGCUGUGCACAGGGUGAGGCCUCUCCUCCAUCCUGGUUGUUUGUUGCAAAACUUCGAGACAUCAGUUCUGAAUAGGAUACCGACUACCAAAUCCUGCUUCUUUUUACUAUGUUUAAUGGCAUUUUUCUUGUGGGAAAAAUAAUGGAAGAACCCUUUACCCUGUAUGGCCCAAAGCAUGUUGAGGUAGGCUUACAAGCACAAAGGUUUAUUUUCAGAGUCCACAGCUGAUGGUACAUAUAUAUAUAUGCAUAUAUGCAGUAAAAAUUGCUUUUGUCAAAAACUUAUUUGAAAAAGAGAAAAAAGAGGCAGAGAUAAGAGGGAAAGCUUGCACUAGCAGUCAGAAGUGCUUGGGUCUUUGCAGAUAGGGGUCCUGCUGGAGGUGCGCUCUCCAGAGCAAACAGCAGCCUCCCACUGUGCUCUUUUUGUGUUCUCUGUAUGUGUUUCCAGGACUUGCUCAGACUCUGCAGGUUGCUCCUGUCCCUGGUGUUUGCAGUGCUGCUCAGGGCGUGCCUGGGCCAGGUGCAGGCAUUGCAUGCUGGCUGUGCAUUGAGCUUCAUGCACAGUUGUUGCUCAGCACCGUGCAUUAUCUACAUAAAGGAUAACGAUCCUGCCAGGCCGAUGCCAGGAGCAACAUAAACCCCUGAACUAUGUCAGCAUUGGAGGGAGAACAAAGGUGCCCUCAACUUUCCUUUUCCUCCUACCCUUUUGCCUUUUCUGCAUUCAGAAAAAGAUGAACUCUGAGUGUUGGAGUCCAUGGGUCACUGCAGAGGCGUAUGUUCCACGUGUAUAGAAACAUAUAUUCUGUAAUAAAAAGCCUUGCUGUUCUGCACCUCGGGAAGUAAGACUUCUGUGCUGCUUUGGCGUAAGUACUGUGCUGUGCUGCAGAACCUUCGGGAAGAGAAUCGUUUGUUCCUUAGAUUGCCUCCCUCACCCUGGGCUCUUUGGAGAAAGCUGGAGAUGUUUGUGUCUGAAAUCCAGGGGCUGCUUGUGAACAGUGCUGUGUGAGGGUGUGCAAGUGGGGUUCAUUUGUAAAUGUUAUGCUUUUCAUUUGCUUGAAAUUGGGUCAAUUUCCAAUCAAUCCUUUUGAAGGAUAAAGCAUGCUUGCUUCAAAAGGGCUUUUGUGAUGACCCCUUACGCUGCUCAUUGAAUCAACAGAAAGAGUUGAUCCCGUGGUGUGCUGAAAAAAGGAGUGCUUUCCCAUGUUUGGGAGGGUUGUAGCAGGUAGCAAGGCCAAUCUCAGCAGCGGCUGCUGCUUUCUGUCAAGGAAAAACGUUAAUUUUUAAGUUUAAUAAUUACCCUCAAGGAAGAGGAAAGAGUUAUUUACUACUCUUGAGAAAGGUUCAGCCAGAAAAGUGGUGACUGCAGGGCUCUGGACAGAGCAUGAUAAUUUCUUUCAAUUACCACUGCAGAAUAGGGGAUGUGUAUCUCCGUGUUUCACCAUCCUGUGGAAAUUUUAGCAUGAGCAGCGGCGUUUGGAUGCAGUGUGCUCAGUUUGAUCUCCACAGGCUGUGGCUGGAAGGCAACACGCCGGCCCCUUGUUCGGCAGCCUUGGCCUCGGCCUGCCCAGAGCAGUGUGUGGGGCUGAGGGCAGCCCUGCAGAGGUCCGUCCUGCUGCACAGCCCUGCCAGGCCGCACGUGAGGAGCAGGCCCAGCUUGCUGCUGGCAGAAGUAGAGCGGUGGUUACUUCUGCAGCUGUGGUGCCUCCUCCUUCCUCUCUUCCAUGUGACGGAUACCCAUCCCUGCAAGCAGGCAGCACGGCGGGUGAGGAGCAGUGGGCUGCCAUGGUGCAGGGCGGCACCGCUGGUGACGUACAACCGAUGAGCGCCUGUUUGCCUGGAAAUACCUCAACUUGUGGGGGCUGGGCCGUCUUGAAUCCCGAGGGCUGUGUGUGGGCUGGCAGCUGCUGGUGGUC